This is a messenger RNA of Asparagus officinalis (garden asparagus), 1815 nucleotides long. RefSeq lists its product as uncharacterized. Gene Ontology annotation, molecular function: zinc ion binding. The transcript is spliced from 6 exons. NCBI's taxonomy places the organism in Eukaryota, Viridiplantae, Streptophyta, Magnoliopsida, Asparagales, Asparagaceae. Bases 1 to 1815 code for a protein of 604 amino acids. The record is from RefSeq and is a predicted model, not a curated record.
AUGGCAUGCCAAGUUCAUCAAGUUUUCUAUGUGAAGGAUCAUGUUGAAGAGGCAAACAAGAUUUGGCAUUAUGUUUUAAAGAAGCUUUCUGGUCACAUUUAUGAUAUCAACAGUGAUAUUGGUGCUAUACAUGGAGAUGACUAUUGGGUUAAAAGUAGUGAUAUUUUCAGUGAUUUAAUCCCAACCACUGAUGAUGACAUAUAUGAUGUGGGUUGGUGUAGAGAUGAUGUGCCGAUCGCUGAAAUCGGCUUUGAUCUGAAGAACUUGGGUUUUGUCUUAUUCGCCAGCCAAGCAACCCAUCAUGAAGUAGCGGUAGUUAAAUCAGUGAGCUGGGGAGUUUUAUGCAGGGAAGAGGUAGAAUUGGAGGGAAAAAUUAAUGCAACCCUUAUUAAAGUCAAUUCAGUAACAAGUUUAGCUGAAUUGAAGAUGAAAGCCGCAGAGAAUUUUAGAGUACGGUUUGAAAGUUUGUUGAUAAGUUACUCUAUGGAGAAGUUUCCCAAUAUCUCGUUUGAGCUUUCAAAAGAUGAAGAUAUUCUCAACAUGAUAGGUUAUCAUCGUUCAAUGGGGUUAAAUACAUUGACCAUGACUGUUACUGAAAGAGAUGAAGGACCCACCCAUGCCAUAGGGACAAAAACAGAGCUUAAGUACAAGAUGAAGGUGACGGAAACAAAUCCAGGCAGUGUCUUCAGCAUUGAACAAGAAGAAAGGAGAUUCAAACGUUUAUUUGUGUCGUAUGGUGCAUGCAUACAGGGGUUUCUCAAGGGAUGUAGGCCGUUGCUCUUUCUUGAUGGGACUUUUUUGAAGGAUCGCUACAAAGGGAUCUUAUUAGGUGCGACCGCUUAUGAUGAACCAUACAAUCCACCCCAUCCUCUUGUAAUUUUGUCAGACGCCGACAAAGGAAUAAAGCAAUCUUUGAAAGAUAUAUUUCUAGAUGCGUACCACUCUAGGUGUGUACUUCAUCUUGUUGAGAACUAUAAAUUGAAGCUUAGAGAGAUGGGUUUUGCCUCAAGUGCUGCUCAACGUAUUUCAAAAUUAUUGGAGUUUGCUGCAUACAAGUACACAGAAGGAGAAUUUAAUGCUGUUUUGCAUCAAAUUCGAAUGACAGAUCAAAGAGCUUAUCAAGUAGCUCUAAGUUAUGGUCCUAGUAAUUGGGCCAAUUCUGUAUUUCCUGGUAUAAGAUAUGGGCAUAUCACUUCCAAUGUCGCUGAAUCUUUCAACAGUUGGAUUCGUGUGGCGCGAACACUUCCCAUUUGCGAUAUGAUGGAUCACAUUCGUGUGAAAAUUAUAGAAAGGAUGAAUACUUGUCGCGAGAUGGCAACAAAAUGGAAUAGCUAUCUUUGUCCUGAAGCGGAAAAAAUCCUCCAAGAAAAUGUCACCAAGGGAAGCACUCUUGAAGUAUCGCAUUCUACAGCUGAAAUCUUCGAGGUGUCAUCAACAAAAUCAGUACAAGUUGAUUUGGAACACAAAUCAUGCACGUGUCGUGCAUGGGAUAUAUUGCGAAUACCAUGUAAACAUGCGUGUGCUGCUAUUAACUUCAUGCAUAGAGAUGUGUACCAGUUCUGCGAUUGGUUCAUGACGACUGAAGCUUUCAGGAGAAGUUACGAACCAAUCCUCUUUCCUGUUCCAAAUUACGAUAAGCCAGAUGUCACAGAUGAAACAAUCAGCAUUCUUCCCCCAAAGACGACAAAGAGACAUGGAAGGAACAAGAAUAGGCGUAUCAACAAUAGAUCUGAGAGUAGACGUGUAAUUAGAUGCUCAAGAUGUCAUGCUGAAGGACAUAACCGAGCAACGUGCACUGAACCUAUCGAAGAUUAA